CUACUGGCCAUGUCGUCUGAUUGUGAGGUGCGGAGUUCUGCCCUUGAAGAGUUGCGUGACAUGGCGAACAAAUGCGAAGUGAAGAGUCUUGGUAUUUCUAGUCACAUGCAGCUGCCAAUCUGUUUCCUACGGAUUGGUUUGUCAUGCUUGAUGGGAAGGACUGCAUCCAUUGCCGAUCUGGUGUUCUUCUUACUAAUGGUGGGGGAUGGGGCAAUCGAGAAGCUGAUGAUGGCAGCAACAAGGGCUGGAUCCGAUGGGACAACCGCAGUCGAAAGCGUGAAAGUACUUCUAGCGACAUUUGGUGCAUCUUUCAGAUGCAGGGCACAUAUUGCAUCAGAGGAUCUAUCAGAUCUUACGAUGCGGGAUCCUUAUGGCAUUGCAGGUCUACGAUACGGCUUUCCUGCAUACACCCUGGGUCCCGAUGGAGCGUUGUAUCGGGAUGGCCGGCGGUUUCAAUGGGGUGGGGCACGGAAGGGCUCCAACUAUGAUGCUGCUCGACAGGAUAGGCCUGUCCAUGACGUCACGGCGGGUGUGGAAUGGCAAGACGUGGUGAUCGGGAGUGAUGCGCCAGCGCGCCCAGACCAAGGCACUGUGGCUGUUGAGGUUGUGCAUGAGCUGAGCGGACUGCGCGGGCCACCACCUGACUUCCGUCAGGAAACACGUUGCAAUGGUGAUGCAAGCCCGAGGAUAGCAAGAGCAUGUGCACCCCUCCCUCCCCACAGCACUGUGGCUGUUGAGGUCGUGCACGAGCUGAUCGGACGGCGCGGGCCACACUCGGACCUCCGUCAGGAAACACGUUGCAAUGGUGAUGCAAGCCCGAUUCCAGCAAG
Molecule: messenger RNA, 830 nt
Organism: Closterium sp. Naga37s-1
Lineage: Eukaryota; Viridiplantae; Streptophyta; Zygnematophyceae; Desmidiales; Closteriaceae
Source: the annotation of a GenBank genome assembly